UGCGGAGCUGCCCCGAGCCCUCGCGCGCCGAGGCGGGGCCCGCUGCGCAUGCGCGGCCGGGAGAGGGCGAGAAAAGGCGACAGGAGUCGGAAGGAGAAGGCGGCGGGUGCCGGCGCUCUCUGGCUCCCGCUGAGGCGAAGGCCCGGACCGGCCAUGAAGGCGGGCGCGACAUCCAUGUGGGCUUCCUGCUGUGGGCUGCUGAAUGAAGUCAUGGGCACUGGAGCGGUGCGUGGCCAGCAGCCGGGGUUCGGGAGCGGGGCCAACCCAUUUCGGUUUGCGCCGAGCACAGACUUCACGGUGUAUACCUCUUCGGCACCGGCGGGAGCAAAUCUCGUCUGUAAAUCGUGCGGCCUCACCUUUUCAGUCUUCAGGAAAAGGCAUGUGUGUUGCGAGUGCAAGAAAGAUUUCUGCUCCUUGUGUUCGGUCUUGCAAGAGACCCGCCGGCGGUGCUGCACUUGCCACUUGCUGCAGGAGACGGCCUUCCAGCGUCCCCAGCUGAUGCGCCUGAAGGUGAAGGAUUUGCGCCAGUACCUGCUCCUUCGGAACAUCCCGACCGACACAUGCCGAGAAAAGGAAGACUUGGUGGACCUUAUCCUGCGCCAUCACGGCUUGGCCUCCGAGCAGGAGACGGAGACCAGCAGCUUGUACUCGGCGCGCUCACAGACUUCUAGUUUUUCGACCCAUCCGGCCUCUCUGUCGGAAUCGGUCUCGUCCCCUCAAGGGGAGCUUGCACACAGACACGAGAGCACCGGAAACGAAAUACAGGUACAGGGGCAAAGCGAGAGACUCUUAGCAGACCUUGGCGAAGAGGACGAAAUUGCUGAAGAGCAGACCCCAGGGCAGUCUCGGAAGCGUACACGGGCCUCGCUCUCUGACAUUUCGAGCCUGGAUGACAUCGAGAGACUCAGUGUUCGCCAGCUGAAGGAAAUCCUGGCCCGCAACUUUGUCAAUUACUCAGGAUGCUGUGAAAAAUGGGAGCUGGUGGAGAAAGUGAGCCGGCUGUACAGGGAGCACGAAACAAAUCACCGGACACAAGGCGAGAAGCCUCCGCUGAACGAGGAGGAGGACAACCUCUGCCGGAUCUGCAUGGACGCGGUUAUUGACUGCGUCCUCUUAGAGUGCGGCCACAUGGUCACCUGCACCAAGUGCGGCAAGCGCAUGAGCGAGUGUCCCAUCUGCCGCCAGUACGUGGUGCGGGCCGUGCACGUCUUCAAGUCCUGAGUGUCCGAGGCCAGCGCCGGAGGCUUCCCCGGGGAGGGUAGUCCUCAGUUCCGGUAACUCAUAGCAUCCUGAACGGAGCUCGACAGACGUCCUUCCGCUUUGCCAUUUGGAGCGGAGAACGGCCAGAAACUGCACUGAGUCACAUGCGGAGCCGGGGAAUCUCGCGCUGCGCAUUGCUCUCUUCUGAAGAAUAGCACACAACAGGUCGAGGAGCCGGAGCUUUCCUAGAAAGGAGAAGGAGCGGAUUGCAUUUUGUUUGCGGACAAACUCAUUCCGUCGUUUUUGACGGAACGGGAGACUCGGAGAGCCAGGAAGUUCAGGGAACGGGGGGCUCUUGUGCCAAGUACCCAGAAUGUCAUUCCACAUCUACCCAGCAAAGGUUAGUCGCCUUAAUCACGCUCUUGAAUCGCUAGCUUUUUGUUUAAUUGCAAGGGUCCUAAAACUCUUUUAGAACUUGAACUUCUAAGAUCACAGCGAACAGGAUGUUUUUCCUUGAAAAUGUGCACUGGAUGGCAAUUGAGGCGUAGAGUUUUGUUUUGGUCCUUUUCAAUGCUAUUCCGUUCAUUUCCCUGCAAGUGGAUCUUUGAGGUUCUCGUGGCCACUUUGCUGUACAGAAAUGAUCGAAGUACAGAAGCGUGGCAAUUAUAUGGAGAUACGAACUACAAAGCACUAGUCCUGUACAGCUAGAAUUUAGUGUGAAGUUUGGCACCGUAGGAAAGAGCCAUUUUCAGUUCUUAGACUUUUAUUUUUCAGAAGGGAGCAAGAUGUUAUGGCUUUAUUUUUGGAAGAUUUUAAAAAAUAUAUAAGUUGCAAAUUAAUCACCAAGUCCUUGUUCAGGGGAGACAAGACUAAAGAGAAUGUAGCAUAUCCAUCAUGUUCCGAACGACUGCUGUGGAGUCAAUAAAACGUUUUCUUUACUGGC
Molecule: messenger RNA, 2143 nt
Organism: Anolis carolinensis (green anole)
Lineage: Eukaryota; Metazoa; Chordata; Lepidosauria; Squamata; Anolidae
Gene: rnf34
Product: ring finger protein 34
Exons: 6
Coding region: 49-1221 (390 amino acids)
Biological process (GO): protein K48-linked ubiquitination; negative regulation of extrinsic apoptotic signaling pathway via death domain receptors; proteasome-mediated ubiquitin-dependent protein catabolic process
Cellular component (GO): cytoplasm; plasma membrane
Molecular function (GO): ubiquitin protein ligase activity
Source: RefSeq, a predicted model, not a curated record